UUACCACAACCUUUUAUAGAACCGUUCAAAUAUUAAGGCAGUUUAUUAGCAGGCCUGCUCAAAACUCCUACCAUGACGUCUUAUAAGGUGAACGGUUUAAGCUGAAUGAUGAACGGUUAUUUUGUCUAUGGCUCAAUGUGGAGAUGUCAAUAAAGAAACGUUCAAACCUCUAAUAAAAAUAAUAAUACCAUAAUAAUACAAUAAUAAUAUAAUUAAAGAUAACAAAUACUUAUAAAUUUAAUUAAAUAUGAAGUUAACCUAAAUUUUUCUGAAUUGCAAUGCAUUGUUGCACGCUAUAAAAUACUUUUAUUUGUAUAAAUUAAAUAAAUGUUAGUUUAAAAUGGUUUUGAACGAAUCGGCCUGUCACAUAAAUUUAAAGUAGGUAGGUACCUACUAGAAUACUUGAGUGAUACUUGAAAGUUUUCGAUAACUUUAAAUUCGUCCCUAAGUCAUAAAUAAUGUUUUUAAUGUGUAGAGCCGUUCUGCAACCACUUGAAAUAUCCUUUUUUUACUUGUCACGGCUUUUUAAGUCGACGCGCCUUACCUCACAACAGUUUUAGAAGUUUGCCGGAUCGCAGUGAUUUUUAAUAUUCUUAACUUUUGAGGCUAUUAUUUAUUUUACAAGAAAACUAUAUAAUGUCGUAAGUAGAAAGUGUUUACUUAUAAUACCAAGUACUGGGUGGACAUGAAGGCCAAAAUAAAACGUAAAAAUAGAACAAUUCGAGAGAGCAUCAGCAGGACAGGAGGGGGCCCGCCAAGUGGAGAAGAGCUAACAGAAAUUGACAUAAAAUUUUUAAGUAUCCUUGGUGAGGAAUAUGGCAUGGGUUUACCAGCGGUGCAGGUGAACCCAUUGCAGGAUGAUAUGAGACCUGAAGCUGGCCCCUCUGGCAUUCUAGGUAUUGAAGUCGAAUCCAUUACAGAAGAAUGGUUAGAAGUUCCUUCUAGUGUAUCUCAAACUGUUAGUUCUAUCGAGGCAGAUUCUCUACCUGCAGAUGUAGAAAUUACUACUGCAUAA
Amyelois transitella is the source of this 1015-nucleotide messenger RNA. RefSeq lists its product as uncharacterized. The record is from RefSeq and is a predicted model, not a curated record. The coding region runs from base 686 to 1015 and encodes 109 amino acids. Lineage: Eukaryota; Metazoa; Arthropoda; Insecta; Lepidoptera; Pyralidae. The transcript is spliced from 4 exons.